AUGAAAGAACUUUAUGAAGAACAACAGAAGAAAAUCGACGGCUACUUCCAACGUUUUGUAUUUCCUGUAUUGAGGUCACAUACUAGCGCCGGGCUCGGUCGCCUCUUGUUUCAAGAUGUUAAGGACCGGUCUUCCUAUCCGUUCCUGUGGAUGGGUUUAAGCUCCUCCUGUCCUUUGAUGAGGGCCCUCCGCUGCUUACCACGUGCUUCACAGGUUCUGUUUGCUGUUGGAGACCGAACGAGACCUACAAAAAACGAUAAACUUCUGCUGAAGGACUUCAUUGCCACAUUGCGUCAGAGUUUAUCCACCGCAAUAAACACGAAAGCCACCGAGGGCUCAAUUAAGGGAUAUCAAGAAUCCCUUAAACUACCCAGCUAUAGGGGCUCUGUAUCUCGCUAG
Messenger RNA from Danaus chrysippus (African queen), 399 nucleotides. The record is from the annotation of a GenBank genome assembly. Lineage: Eukaryota; Metazoa; Arthropoda; Insecta; Lepidoptera; Nymphalidae.